AGCCGGAGGAGCGCGGCCCGCGGCGGCGGUUCCCCGGCGGGCCGAGCCCCGGAGCGGGCCGGGAGCGGGCGGCGCGGGGCGGGGGAGCCCUCCGCCCGCUCCCCGUACUUACAGAGGGAAACGGGGAACUAUACGCGGCGCCCCGGCGCCCGCGGAGCCGGCGCGGGGAGCACCAUCUUUGUUGAGGGCUCCGCCGGAAGCCGCCGCCCGGCCGCGGGCCGCCCGGGGGAGCGCCGCCACCGGCCCCGCUGACGGCGAGGGCGGGGGGUGCCGCCAUGUCACUUGUGGGCAGCGGGGGCGGCGCGGCGGGGGGCGGGAGCGCGGGGCACCGCGGGGGCGGCUCUGUCCCGGAGCGGGGCGGGGGAGUCGUUGCCGAGGUGAACGAGAGCCGCGGGAAGGGAGCCGUCGCGACCCGGGAGCGGCGAUGCCGACUCCUGACGCGACGCGGUGCGCGGCCCGGCUCCGUUCGGACGCACCGCUCGGCCUCCCCGUUCCCCUCCGAGCGGCCCGCAGAGCGAAGAGCGUUCGCCCACGGGAGCCCGACCCCCCCCCCGCUCUCGGCCGUUCUAGUCACCAUGGAAGGAACUGUAUUGUGUUUAGAACCGAAGGGACCGAACCUGAGGACUUCCAGUACCACCCCACUGCCGUCCUGGCGGCUGCUUUCAGUGCAGACAAUGAGCCCACGUCUCAGCCCAGAAAAGGGACGCAAGCAGUUCGUUAGAUAGCUUGCAUUCCUUCUGCCAGUUGAGGCAACUGUGAUUAUUUAUUUUAUACUGUCCAAGAAUAUCUUAGAAAGUUAGCAAAACAUAUGGAUGUGCGCAGAGCAGCUCCGGUUCCCUCUCUAAUAAAUAGCAGCAGCCCCGUUGUCUUUAGCACAGCCAGCGCUGGUCACGUCGCUGCUUACAGCCUAAACAUGCAGGGAAGGAGAGCGGUGGGAGGAAGGAGAUAAGCCUCGGAAGGAAGAGGGGAACGGCAGAUGUCCAGGUCUGAUUAAAGGGAAAAUCUGGUGUUUCCUUUUCUUUCCGCUGGUUUGUAUGCGGUGUCAUAAAUUCACCGGUGGAAGCUGAAAGCGCUACGAGUUGUUCAGGUCCGUCGGCAGCGACACGAGCGGAGCGGUGACUGCGCUCUGUGCUCACCCUGCUGCCACAGGACAGCACAGGGAGAGAAGCCCUCACACUCAGCAGUUCUGCUUGGGUUCAGCUCUGACUGUGGUUCUCCCAGGUCUGAUCUGACUUCAGCAAGACUGCAGAAGAACGGAUCAGUUCCAUCCGAGUAUUAGGGGGAAAAAAACCAAAACACAACAUGAUCCAGUUUGGGGUCGGCUCGGUUCCUUGCUAUCUGCUCAGGUCUGAAUGCUAACCUUGGUUAAACACAUAGAUCAAAACAGUAUCCCCUGGUUUGUGUAGGUCAGUGCACCACAGUCGAUCCCACACGUCAGCAUUUAGGACGUUUGACCUCAAACCUUGCUCACCGUGCUUCUGUGGGACCCACAGGGGAAUCGCCGCCGGUCUUCAGGCCAUGCUGCCGAGGACCGCUGAGUUCAGGGCAGCAAGUCCAGCUCUAUGAGAACCAAGUCCAACUCCAUGGGAACCAAGCUACGCAGCAUCUCUUCCAACAGGGCUGUUCCCUUUUACACGUGUGCUAUUGCAGAUCAGGAUGCCAGAAUUUUACAUGCACUGUACACAUUUUAAAAAUCCCAAAUCUUUUUAGAAACUCUGCAAGAAUAGUAAGUCCAUCCAAUAAAUAAAUAAAUAAAUAAUCCAUCUCUUGAAAGGAUCCUCCCUGCUAAUUAGAGCUGAGCUCCAUCCUGCAUGGAUGUAUUUUCUUUGUUUUCUACAUACUAAUUUGUUUCUGCUGAUAACGAGAGCCAAACUGUGUUUUGAAAACUCGUGCAACCAGAUUUAAUCUAUUAGGACUAUGCUGUUUUCAAUUGUCUGUAGGACGGCAUUCCAACUUUAGGGACAAAAGAAAAGAAAUAUGAGCCUCAAGAUUUGUUUAUUAAAAACACAUCUAAUUGGUUAAAUCUCUCACAAAACCUCCAAAAUGAAGAUGGAAAAAAGAAGCAUAUAUUAUAGGGCUGCCUGUCAUUUUUAGACAGACGAGAGCAGAGAACAUUUCUGUUAAAAUAGGAGCCGGGGUGGCCCAAAUGCUGUGGCCUGAGGAGCAGAUGAGGGUCCUGCGAGUGAUCCCUUCCUUCCCACCCUCUUCCUCUGCCUCCCCUUGCUGUGCUGCCCUCGGCAAGCCUGGCUCUCAUUCACGCCAACACCUGGUGCUGCUGCAAAGGCAGGCUGGUGCCAGAGAGGCUCCGAGGGCAGUGGGCAGCCCCGACAGCACUAUUCUCUCUGCCUACGGGGAGAUUGUACCUGGUGUGGUGGGAUGGGGGCAGCCCCCAGCCUGCACGCCGGGUUAUUCUGCUGCUUCCUGAGCCCCCCUCCCACCAAACGAUAAGGGCUUGGAGUUAAGUGCACUUCAAAGAGAGCAAAGGGUAUAAAACGUAGGUGACACGUCAUCAACAUUCGGAGAAGUGUUUUAUUUAAAGGCAUGGCCAGCGUGUAGGUAAAGCCCUAUCUCAAAGCAUUAAACCUCUGGGGUUUGGGGCGACCCCGUAGCAUCCGUGCUUUUGCAUUUGUUUCAGCAAUAAAAAUAAGUAAAUAAAUAUUAGCGGUGCUGCGAGGAAUUGGUCCUCGGUGCUGUUUACUUUGGUGCUAAUGAUCUCAGCCAAAACUCGGACGUAGAACAGUGCUAAGAAAAGGAGCAGGCAUCGAAUGUGAAACUGGCACUUUCAUUCCGGAGGAAAAGAAUCUCUGCAGCGAAUUGUAAUAAAAAACCUGCACUGCAUAUUUGCAAAAUGUGACUCAAUAUUUCUCCUACGAGGAAUUUGUAGUCCAUUUUCCUUAAGCGUGUGAAUUAAUGCUUUCCUCUGUUUUGUUUUGAAGUUCAAUUUAAAGAUGCUUUCGGGAAAGAGCUGAAAUACCGAAAGCCUUGAAAUAUUCCUGACUUUUGAAACUUCUUUUUUUUUUCCCUAAUGCAAAGCAACCAUUUUACUAAUGAGAGAGUAAAGAAGUAUCACGAAUCAGCCUGAAAAUUAAAUACUGAGAAGUAAGGAAAAAGAAUAUGAGAUUCAGGUCUAAAACCCUGUCCCAGAACAAACUGCUUUUGUUUGCAAGUUCCAGAGUAGGAACUGCCUGCCUAGCACUGCACACGGAGCGCAGGGUUUAUUGGGGAGGAGAAUAACCACUGAUUUUUGUCAUCUUCGGUUCCUUUCUCGGGCUUUGAGCUGCACAAACUUGCAUGCAGUGCAUCUCUUUUUAAAGUCUCUUGCUUUCAGGUUAAGCUUUUCAGGAGCUGGUAAUGAUUCAUGGAAAGUUUUUUGCAGGUAGCCUAGCCGGAGCUGUGCUUAUACUUCUUCCAUAUGUCCUGUUCUCCAAUAAAAAAUACCCUUCGAUUCACA
Gallus gallus (chicken) is the source of this 3451-nucleotide messenger RNA. RefSeq names its product translation initiation factor IF-2-like. The record is from RefSeq and is a predicted model, not a curated record. The transcript is spliced from 2 exons. NCBI's taxonomy places the organism in Eukaryota, Metazoa, Chordata, Aves, Galliformes, Phasianidae. The coding region runs from base 276 to 725 and encodes 149 amino acids.